AUGACCGAUGCCAGUGCUCUCAAAAAGAACGAAUAUACUCCUCAAAGGCAUAUGAGCAAGAGGUCCAAAACCGGCUGUCUAACUUGUCGUCGCCGCAAGAAGAAGUGUGAUGAAGUUCAUCCAACGUGCAGAGGCUGUGCGAGGAACCACCUACCCUGCCAAUGGGCUGAGGAUGUCUAUUCAAGAAGCCGUCGUCGCCGACGCCGUAUCUGCCGGAACCGACUUUGGCCGAGCGGACUAGGUAUCCCACGUGAACUCGAUGGGAUGGUGACUAUCUUUGCUGUGCCCAGUCGACCGAUAAUGUAUCGCCUCUUGGCUCAUUUCACCGAAAGCAGUCCGGUGUGGAUGUCCAUCAGCCCUGGUCGGCGAAGGGAUCAGUUUCUCCGUCAUGUAAUUCCCACGGCGUUGGGGCAUUCUUUGACCUUGGAUUGUUUGCUGGCGCUGUCGGCUGGCGACUUGAUGAAGUACGAGCUUGACGAACCGGAAUUGAGAAUGAUAUCUCUUGAACUAUACGGUAGAGCCGUGGCUGGGCUGAGGACUGCAGUUGACAGAGAGCUGUAUAGAUCUACAGAGGCGUACGUAUCUGACGAUCUUGUACUAGCGGUUCUCUUGUUAUGCGUGCACGAGACCCACAACUUCUCUGAUACAGGUCGACUGCUCCCGCAUCUCAAUGCCGCAGCUUUCCUCUUGCAGCAGAGGAUAUCCUCCACCCCGGCGGAUCCCAGCCUACGGGCAUUUCUGCUGGAGGUUUUUUGCUACUUUUUCUCUUUGACGUCUUUCACGCAUGGGUCGAGUCUUUUAUUGGACCGCGCCUCCGAGAUAUUUGACUCGAUAGACUACCAUACCGGUCAAAGCCUGCUCCUAGGUCCGUCGCAAGACUUGAUCGUAACAAUCUUCCGAAUCACGAGGCUGACGUUGCAUACACCUAACAUGUCCGAGAUUGUACGCUCAGAACUAGCGAGCAUCGAGUUUCAGCUGGAAGCUAGAAGCAUGAUUGGUAUGAAUCCACCGGUUGUACACGACCCGGGCGAACAAAUGUUCGAGACUGUCAAUCAUAUCAGCUUCUCUUACGACAGGGUGGUAUUUGAGCUUUACCGCCUCGCAUGCCUAAUAUUCGUUAAACAGGCUAUUGACCCCCUAAUCUCACCCCGGGCUCCGGAGUUACAGAAGGUUGUGGGAUGCUUUCUCACUGAACUCGAAACCCUUCCCCACGAUUCCCCAUCCAAUGGUCUGCUGGCUUGGCCGCUGGUCAUCACGGGGUUUUGUGCGGUAGCUCAUGCUCACCAACGUAUUAUCUUAGCUCGACUGCGCAUCAUUCACAAAACCUGGAGGACGGACAUCUUUCCCCAGACCGUGGAUUUCCUGCGUCGACUUUGGGGCCUUGAUACAGAUGAGGGUGCUACGCCAAACGAAGAUACCCAAAUUCCGAACCUGAAUAGCCAUAGCUCAAGCCUUUUCUCAGGCUUUAUGUUACAGAAUCUCGGUCUUCCAACCGUUCUCGUUUAG
Aspergillus nidulans FGSC A4 is the source of this 1506-nucleotide messenger RNA. Its product is annotated as Zn(II)2Cys6 transcription factor. The transcript has 3 exons. Bases 1 to 1506 code for a protein of 501 amino acids. Gene Ontology annotation, molecular function: zinc ion binding; DNA-binding transcription factor activity, RNA polymerase II-specific; DNA binding. Gene Ontology annotation, cellular component: nucleus. The record is from RefSeq and is a predicted model, not a curated record. NCBI's taxonomy places the organism in Eukaryota, Fungi, Ascomycota, Eurotiomycetes, Eurotiales, Aspergillaceae. Gene Ontology annotation, biological process: DNA-templated transcription; regulation of DNA-templated transcription.